Molecule: messenger RNA, 3045 nt
Organism: Molossus molossus (Pallas's mastiff bat)
Lineage: Eukaryota; Metazoa; Chordata; Mammalia; Chiroptera; Molossidae
Gene: RASL10B
Product: RAS like family 10 member B
Exons: 5
Coding region: 151-918 (255 amino acids)
Molecular function (GO): GTPase activity; GTP binding
Source: RefSeq, a predicted model, not a curated record
CCCGGGGGGAGCGCGGCCCCGCCGGACGGCCGGCCAGGGCUGGGGGCAGCUAGGACGGCCCCGGUCCAGGUGGAGGCUGCAGAAAGCCCAGGGCGGGCAGGGGCAGCAAUGAUUGGUCCUGACGGUGGCUGAGCCCCCAGCCCCUGGAAUAUGCAGCCCGGGGGAGCCCCAGGCAGCGGUGAGGACAAGGUGGCGGCGCGGGGGAGGCAUGGUCUCCACCUACCGGGUGGCUGUGCUGGGGGCUCGAGGCGUGGGCAAGAGUGCCAUCGUGCGCCAGUUCCUGUACAACGAGUUCAGCGAGGUCUGCGUGCCCACCACCGCCCGCCGCCUCUACCUGCCUGCUGUUGUCAUGAAUGGCCACGUGCACGACCUCCAGAUCCUAGACUUCCCGCCCAUCAGCGCCUUCCCUGUCAACACGCUGCAGUAGGGGCCGCGGAGGGACUCGGGCUCAGCAAUGUCUCAGCAACUCUGGGCAGGAGGGCCUUGGACCAACCUCAAGGAUGCUUGUUUCUGCCAUCUCAGGAGUGGGCAGACGCCUGCUGCAGGGGACUCCGGAGCGUCCACGCCUACAUCCUGGUCUACGACAUCUGCUGCUUUGACAGUUUUGAGUACGUCAAGACCAUUCGCCAGCAGAUCCUAGAGACGAGGGUGAUUGGCACCUCGGAGACGCCCAUCAUCAUCGUGGGCAAUAAGCGGGACCUGCAGCGCGGACGCGUGAUUCCGCGCUGGAACGUGUCACACCUGGUGCGCAAGACCUGGAAGUGUGGCUACGUGGAGUGCUCGGCCAAGUACAACUGGCACAUCCUGCUGCUCUUCAGCGAGCUGCUCAAGAGCGUCGGCUGCGCCCGCUGCAAACACGUGCACGCUGCCCUGCGCUUCCAGGGCGCGCUGCGCCGCAACCGCUGCGCCGUCAUGUGACGCGCGCCCACCCCACCGCCCCGAGGGCUCCCGCGGGCUGUAGCCGCACCGCUGGGGCGGCUUCCUCAUGGGACUGCGGGGCUUGAGCGGCGACUGGCAGGAAUAGGACUCUGAUGGCCCGGGCCUGAAACGCCCCAGCAGCCAUGCACCUCCCCGCGAGAGGCAGAGGACGAGAGGGAGCCUCCCCAUUAAUGCUCAGUCCUCCCCUCUCUGGCAUCUGUCUUCCCGGGACGGCCUCCUUUAGGGCUGUAGUUAGAGCAGUACCCAGCCUGGCCCCCAGGGGCGCCACAGCCUUUUGAGAUUGGGGUGAGCGCAGGAAAUGGAGGGUGGGGGCGGGGAGGUGUUGCCUUAGCCGGUCUCCCACCAGUCUUAUCCAGAGAGUGUGUCUGUCAUUGCCCCGCGUCUUCCUCCCGUGUCCGUCGUUCUGCCCUAGUGUCUCUUGGUCAGUAGCUGUCUUUUCCACCGUCUGGUCCGCCCCUCUCCCACAACUCCGUUCACAGGGCUCUCAUUCCGUCCAUCCCCCUGCUGCAGAUCCUGGCAGCUUCCGUGUGAGGCCUGCCUUCUGACCGUCAGCACCACCGGCGCAGGACAGAUGCGGGUGGUCCAAGGACCACAGCCGGUCCGAGGGUUGAGGUCCCAGAUUAGUCAGGGGGAGAAAGCUGAGCUCUACCCUCUCCAGGGAGACCUCCCCACCCAGCAGUCCCCAGAGACACAACAACCUACCUUCCAGCCUUAACUCGAUGGUCCGUCCCUGCCGGGUACCCCUCACCCCUUUCCUGACCCCAAAACCAGAUCACCCCCUGGGUUAAAACUUUUUUUUGAAUGGACAGGGAAUCACCCCAAAGAAUGGCUUUACUUCCAUGAUGCCAGGUUCCAGCCCCCUAUUCCUACCUGCGUUUGGGUGGUUUGUUAGACUGGGGGGUGUUGGGUUUGGGGAGCUGUGAGCAGGCUAGUUCCCGGGGUGGGGGUUGGGAGGCUUGGUUGUGCCAGUGAAGGCUCUGUUUUUCCAUCUCACCCCAGUUUGAUGCCCCAGACUGACUGACUGAAUCUCAGAUUACCCUGAUUAAUCUGGGGAGGUAUACAGCCAGAUAAAAAUUGUGGGGACCCCUUGCUUGAGGGAGAUAUGCCCGCAUUCCCACUCCUAGAUGAAGGCCCUCAGGAUCUACUCUCCCUUGUCCCAAUACCAGUUGGCCCUAUGCCCUGACUCUGCCCCAUUUUCUCUGGCUGUCUGGCCAGGUUUCUACCUCUCCUUACCAGAGCUGAUCACUGUCAGUUUUGUACUGAUUUAGAAAUAAAAAUAAUGAAGAUACCAGGAGUGGCCUGAGGGAUUCCUGGGGGACGUGGAGGGCAUGAAAUGGUGCAUGUCCCCUGCCCUCAGGCCAAGUUCUCCUUGAGGCUGAACCCUCAAUCCUGGUCUGAUGGGAGAAUAGCAAGGUCCCUUGUUAGAAGAGGGCCAGAUAGACCAACCCAGCCUCAACCUGGUCCAGCUUCGUUGUAUAGACCAGGAAAUCAGGUAGCCCAGAGCCAUGAUGGAGAGGAGUCUGGGGGAGGGGUUGUGGGUGGGCAGUUUAUCAUCCAGACCCAGCGUGAGAGGGAAUCUGUGAGUUCCCCAGCUGGUUCCCCCUUCACCCACCUGGGUAGCACAGGCCUACAGUGACCACACUGACCUUGGACAGCCCAGUACUCCUGGGUUCUAGUCCCUGCUGUGCUACAUGACUUUGGGCAAGUGCCCUGUCCUCUGAGCCUCCCUCUGAAGCAGAGGAUGUGGCUCCCCUUCCUCACACCCUGGAGUGGCUUCACCCCCUGCAUCCUGCUCCCUGGUUCACCAGAGUGACAGGAUAAGGGAUGGCAGCAUCUCACCAUCACUGUCCCCCCAGCUCUGAGGCACCUGAAGUGGGGGGUGGGGGAACCAGGCCUCUGGCUGCCCCUGUGGGAGCCAUUGGAAUGUAUCUGCCUGACCAGCCCACCUCAGCCCCUCUGCUUCUCCCCAGGUCUUUGAUUUCUAUUCCCUCUACCCCCACACUGAGUCUCUGUCCUCCCUACCUCCCCCCACCCACCCAGGGUUUCCCACCACAGGGUCUGGAAGUGUGUGUGACGCCCAUUGCGCUGUGAUCGGAAGUCAGAUUA